This is a messenger RNA of Entrophospora candida, 1239 nucleotides long. The record is from the annotation of a GenBank genome assembly. NCBI's taxonomy places the organism in Eukaryota, Fungi, Glomeromycota, Glomeromycetes, Entrophosporales, Entrophosporaceae.
AUGGAAAACACUCAAUCAGAAAUUGUUGAAUCUUUAGACUCGUUAAAGGAAUUAAAUUCCAAACUCCUAGCGCAGAAUGAUGAACUUAGAAAAGAGAAUGUUAAGGUCAAGGCCGAAAAUGCAAAAUUAAAACAAGCUUUAGAAGAACAUGAAAGCAGAUUUACGAAUCUAGAACAGAGAGAUAAAGAAAAAAGCAACCUUAUAGCUAAACUGGAAUACGACGUCUCACUAAUCAAGGAAGAGAGCUUGCAAGACAAUAACACGACUUCAGUAAGUGAAGAAAUACCUGUUUCUUCUGAAACAUGUCAACCCAUUUGUACAGAUCCUAAAUCAUUGGAAGAUAAAAAGAUUGAUGAUUUUCUAGAUUUAACGGAAAAGGAAAGGGCUAGUAAUAUGAUGAAGGAGAGAAAUAGGGAAAAGAAAUUUCGAGAUCAAGAAUUGAUACAAAAAACAUCUUUCUCUUCUGAGAAUCCUACAACUGAGAAAGUAGAACAAGGCUUAAUUCAUGAGUUAUCUGUUUGUGCUGAGAGAAAUAUUGCUACGCAAGACAUAGAUGUGCAAAUCCCUGAACUUCCUCUAAAAAUAAUAUUAGCAGGAUCUGAUGAAAUUACGGCUCAGAUUAUAGUAGAUUUGUUUAAUAUGGCAAUGAAAACUAGACAAAAAGAGAAUCUAUACUGGUAUUGUUUCUCUAAAGCAUAUGAAGAUCGAGUUAGGGAUAUUAAAUUCAAGAAUAAAAUCGAUGACCAAUCAGCGAGAACUUUGGUAUAUAAUGAAAUCAGAUUACUUCUUCCUGAUACCCCCGAUGUAAACUUGCGUAAUAGAACUUUCAAAGCUAAAAAAGUUUAUAUAUUGUUUGAAGGAAUAGGAAUAGAUAAAAUUAGGCAAGUAUCUUAUAGUGCAAGCGCUAUUUCGAGCUUAAAAGAUGAUCAGAUUCAAAAUAUUAUAAAUUGUUUCUCAAAAAUACCGGAACUUAUCAUCAAAAAUGAAUCAGAUAUAGAUACUCUUAUUGGGAUUUUACAGCAAAAAUUUAAAAUGUCUAAAGAAAAGCUAGAACAGUGGAGAGAAAAUAUUGCUUUUGAAUUGCGGGAUAAUUCUGAUUACUGGAAACCAAAACGUGAGAGUAUGUCUGAAGUGGAUUUCCUAGAAUACAAGCAAAAAUUUGAGGCUAUGGGCGUCCCUACUACACCAUAUAAAAAUGAACUAAAAGAGCGUUCUUUAGCCCUUAUUGCAUAUGGGUGA